This is a messenger RNA of Aspergillus sclerotioniger CBS 115572, 2589 nucleotides long. It is a transcript of the gene facB, whose product is annotated as C6 transcription factor FacB/Cat8. The transcript has 5 exons. The record is from RefSeq and is a predicted model, not a curated record. Bases 1 to 2589 code for a protein of 862 amino acids. Gene Ontology annotation, biological process: regulation of DNA-templated transcription; DNA-templated transcription. Gene Ontology annotation, molecular function: DNA-binding transcription factor activity, RNA polymerase II-specific; DNA binding; zinc ion binding. Lineage: Eukaryota; Fungi; Ascomycota; Eurotiomycetes; Eurotiales; Aspergillaceae.
AUGCCUGGAAUUCUCCCGAUGAAAGUGAUCAAGGUCGGGAACGGCUCGCAGAGUCGUAUCGCCCAGGCCUGUGAUCGAUGCAGAAGCAAGAAGAUUCGCUGCGACGGCAUCCGUCCAUGUUGCACCCAAUGCGCCAAUGUCGGUUUCGAAUGCAAAACUAGCGACAAGCUGAGUCGCCGUGCCUUCCCCCGUGGAUACACCGAGUCGUUGGAGGAACGAGUGCGUGCCCUGGAGUCCGAAGUCAGGGACCUUAAGAACUUGCUGGACGAAAAAGAUGAAAAAAUCGAUGUCCUUUCUCGCAUUCACUCUUUCUCUCCCUCACGCCAAAGGUCCAGUGCUGCAGCGACAUCACCAUCGGCGCCUGCAAGACCCAGUGCACCCGAUGCGGAUGAGGGCAUGAUCCAGGUUCAGCAUCUGGUGCAGCCUAACGAGUCGGGCUCGACUGAGAGUGCAGCAUUGUCGAAUACUCGCGGGUUUGUUGAUGCUUUCACAAACAAGCUUGUAGAACAAAACCGACUGUCAUCCAGUGUCUCAAUCAAAACCCUAACGACUCCCCCUACUAUCUCUCAUUCGCGUGUCGAUCAAACCAUCCGAACAGCGCCUCGGCUUGUAUCCGACCAACUUAUCAACAUCUUUUUCCAAGAAUGGGCUCCCCUUUACCCAGUGGUUCACCGGCCCACUAUCCUCAAAGCUUAUGAGCAGUAUCUUUCGGGCAUGGAAUCAUCGCAGGGGAGCAAGCAUGAUUUGGCGCAGUUGAACCUCAUUUUCGGCAUCGCCGCUCUUACUUCUAUGUCGAGAACCAACCAGGACCCUGCCUUUUUCGAGGACAAUUGGUCAUCCAUUCUCGAAUCAAUCUCAAGCGAUAUAUCUCUACCGACAAUGCAAUGUUAUGUGCUCGCUCAAAUGUACUGCAUGAUAAAGGGCGAUUACACCAGUCUUUUACGCUAUCGGGGUCUCGCCGUGAGUCUUAGUCAACAGUUAAGAUUGCACCAGAGCCAGAAACGCUUCUCGUCGAAUGCCCUUGUGGCAGAAACCCGAAAGAAAGUGUUCUGGUGUCAAUACGCUCUUGAUCGAUUCACCGCCGCGUUGACGGGCUUACCUGUCCUACUACGUGAGGAGGAUGUCAAGACCGAGUACCCUGAGGAUAUUGAUGACGAGAAUGUCACAGAAACGGGCUUUUUGCCCACUCUUCCUGGCGAGUCGACCCGCAUCUCAAGUGCAAUUGCGUUGUUCGCAGCAUCACGGGUAUUGAACAAGGUUUUGGAAGAUAUCUACCCUUCUGAUGGAGGAUACGAUAUUCCUCUGUCGAAGCUGCGCUCAGUUGCAGAGCGAUUGGAUGAGUGGGUGAAGGGCUUGCCUGCUCAUCUCCGCCUUGAGUUCUCCCAAGACAAGCCGAGCACCAAUGUUACCAGCAGCCGGUCGCCGCUUCUGUCUCUCGUCUAUUAUUACAUCCGUUCACUGAUUCAUCGCCCUGCGGUCUGUUUUGGCGAGGAACACGUUCGAUCGCCUUCUAUCCUUGUCGUUUCCGAUUCGGCCAAACAUAUCAUUCAGAUCCUCGAAUUGCUUGACGAGAGGCGUCUUUGUCUUUCUGUGAGUAUCAAUCGAAAAGAGCUGGUUUUUGCCGCAGGACUUGGUCUUCUAUGGCAAAACAUCGGCCUGAAGCGCGACAGCAAGCUUGUCAAGGAGAGCCAGAAGCUGCUCACCGCAGUCAUCGAUCAGUUGGAAUCGGAGGAGUCGUCAUCCGCCGCCGAGUUCAGCGCUUUGGCUGGUGUUCUGGUUUCGCUGAGUAACAGCAAGCACGGGUCGUCUGGUAGACCCCAGGACAUGUCGCCACCUUUGCAGAAACCCCUAAAGUCUCCUAGGAGGCAACUUCAGUCCUGGAAAUCGCGUCUGAGUGGGACGUCAGGUCCAACCCAUCAGGAAGCACCAGACUCGCCAUCUCGGCGGGCCACGAUCUGCGGGCCGAGUGCUCACGCCGCCCAACGUCAUGCUAGAUCCUCUAGCUGGACCAGUCUACCGCCGGACAACUUCCACGCGCCAAACAUGCCUACGAACAAGACCGCCUAUCAUUCAGCUUCCGGAACGUACGAUGGUAGCCACAUGCUCUCUAGCUCCGCGCCUUCGGAUCCUCCCGGAGGGCCCAUCACAGUGUCCGAUUGGGAGUUUGUCCUGAGUGACAUGGACCGAGGCUACUCGAAUAUUUUCACGGGAAUCUAUGGGGGACGGGAAUGCGGAGAAGACAGUGGCCCCUUCGCUUCGCUCACUGCCGAAUUCGUCCAGAAGGGGGAUCCAUUGGCGGCACCGUUAUCGGCGCCACAGACGGAGCUGCAAGGAUUGUCACCCGAGGCGUGGUCAGCGAGUAGCAAUAGCGAUGUGCCACCCAAUCAGGAACUCCCCGCACAGAGUGUCCUCAGCUACUCCGAUGAAGGCAGUGCAGACGAUGGGGUGCAAUUUAACGACAUGCGCCUUUCACCGGAAGAACAAGCCAGCUUUUUGGGCUCCUUCCGGAGUGUCAUGAUUCCGGCGGUGGAAGACGAAGCCGAUGAGUUUGCCCUGAUCAAUGGAUGGGAUCGACGGCUGGCCGUUUGA